Theobroma cacao (cacao) is the source of this 629-nucleotide messenger RNA. Its product is annotated as dehydrin family protein. Lineage: Eukaryota; Viridiplantae; Streptophyta; Magnoliopsida; Malvales; Malvaceae. The record is from RefSeq and is a predicted model, not a curated record. Gene Ontology annotation, molecular function: metal ion binding.
ACCAAAACUUCACCAAUUUGUAUACCGUCGCAAAAGAAUCAAAAGAUAUAUCAAGAUACUAGAGAGGAAAAAAAGGAGAAAGAGCGAUCCGAAAUGGCAGGAAUCAUGCACAAGAUCGGGGAGACCCUCCACAUGGGAGACAACAAGAAAGAGGAAGAGAAGCACAAGGGAGAAGGUCAACAUGGACAUGGUGGAGAGUGCAAGGAAGGUCACCAUGGUGGUGAGCACAAGGAAGGCCAGCACAAGGAAGGGAUGAUGGAUAAGAUCAAGGACAAGAUCCACGGCGGUAGCGCUGAGCAUGGCCAGGACGGGGAGAAGAAGAAGAAAAAGAAGGAAAAGAAGAAGCACGAGGAUGGCCAUGAGAGCAGCAGUAGCAGUGACAGCGAUUGAUCAGUUCAACUAUCGUCUCCCCGAUAUAUACCUCUACUAGUCUAUAUUGGGUGUAUGGGAUUGAUGUGAAAGCUUGUCUUAAUAUGUCUUUGUCUUAUAUAUUUUAGCUUCAGCUGGGAAAAAAAAAAAAGAGAGAGGGUGUUUGCUGUUUGGUAUUACAUAUGGUGUGGAAUGUAUUUAGGCAGGCUCUGAAUGGAAAUAUGAUAUGAGAAUAAGAUGUUUCCUGUUUUAUAAUGCUA